AUGUCGAAACGUGCACAAGAAGAUUCCCCUUCCGACGAAAGGCGAUCCAAGCGAGCUCGGCAAUCAGGCGCACCCGAUCGAAUAUCGGCUCUCAGCGAUGAGCUCGCCCUCCACAUCCUAAGUUUUCUACCCACACAAUCCUUAUUAACCUGUCAAAGUAUAUCCCGGCGCUUCCACAUCCUCGCUGCAGACUCGGAGCUUUGGAAGCGGAAAUAUUAUUUACGCUGGAUCCUGCCUCGAACCCGACGGGCGCCGCAACUUUCGGGCAUAGGCGUGCCGAGUGAAGCGACCAGCUACUCUUCGAGAGUGGUGAGAUGGCUGAAUCAUGGGCGAUCGUGGCGGGAAGGCCGCGAGAUAAACUGGAUGAAAGAGUACCGGCUUCAGCACAAUUGGGCGAAGGGUAGCUGUCGUGUUAGGGAGCUAGAGGUGGCACAGCCGCCAAUUCCGCCCGUGCUUGUGAACCUCCAUGAUGGAAUCGCAUUGACUGUGGAUGGAAGAAAUGGGCUUCGUGCUUUCUCGUUAAAAGAUACGGAGUCAGAUCUGGCCCAUUUCAAGCUCCCUAAUGCUCUCCAGCACGGGCAACCGACGGCUCUGACCGUGUGUCCUGAUAGCAUCUCGUCUGACAAGUUUACAGUGGCUGUUGGAUUCGAGAGUGGCUCAUUCUCUCUAUAUACCUUGGACAAAAUAGCGAAGGAGAUCGUCUGCCGGGUCACAGGCUCACGAGCCGACGACGGUGAAGUCACUGCGCUCGCAUCAUGUCCCGGAUAUUUGCUCGUCUUGUUCGGAAACAAAACCGUUUCGCUCUACCGCGAGACCUCCAAACCGUCGCUUCAACUGGUCGAUUGUCUACAAACCCACAACAUCCGGGCACCGCUAACGCUAUCGUUACGGAUUUUGGCCACCACUGUAAUCGCAUCGAUAGCGUACAGCUUCCUGCGGAUUGGGAACCGCUGGUCUGUUGGCUUACAGGAACUUCGCUGGAACGAAGCCGGAGCCCGGCUGGGCUCUCACCUGGCGACGCCUCUCGACCUCCACGACGUCAGCUCUGCAGGCCACACCGCACGGGCAUCGCAGCCGCACCACACACGCCUGUCUCAUAUCUCCUACUCGCAGCCGCCGACGUCUUUAUCCUACGCGCACCCGUACCUGGUGGCAGGGCACGGGGACAACACGCUGACGAUGCACCUCGUGGUGUCGACCACGGACGGGCUCACAAUCAGCCCGCCGCGGCGGCUCUGGGGCCACACGUCGUGCGUGUCGGGCGUGCGCGUGGGCGACCGCGGCAAGACGGUGUCGGUGAGCUCGCGCGGCGAUGACAUGCGCAUCUGGGAGCUCGAGGACCUGGUGUCGUCGCUGUGGUCGCUGCGGGCAAGGCGGUCGCGCGAGCGCAGCAUCCGCGUGAGCGUCGAGCCCAGGCCGGAGCUGCUGCUGUGCGAGGUCGAGCGCCGCGGCGGGCUGGCGAGGCGCGAGGCGGCGCAGAUGCCCCGGCUGGUUGGGUUCGACGACGAGCAGGUGGUGGUGCUCCGCGAGCAGGGCCGCGGCGCGCCGCUGCUCGACUGCUACGACUUUAGCUAG
Molecule: messenger RNA, 1575 nt
Organism: Ophidiomyces ophidiicola
Lineage: Eukaryota; Fungi; Ascomycota; Eurotiomycetes; Onygenales; Onygenaceae
Exons: 2
Coding region: 1-1575 (524 amino acids)
Molecular function (GO): protein binding
Source: RefSeq, a predicted model, not a curated record